AUGAAGUUCAUCCUUUUGGUUCUUGCUGUCAUCGGUACUGCCUCAGCUGGCUUUGUCGCUCCAGCAUUCAAUGGAUACCCUGCUCCAGUUGUUACUGCUGCUCCGGCUGCCGCUUAUCCGGGAGCAUUUAUUAAACCAGUGGCUUAUUCUGUUCCUACUGUGACCGCUACCCCCGUGUCAGCUUAUUCUGCUUCCUUCGUUAAGCCACUUGCCUAUGGUGCUCCAGGAAUUGCUGCUAGUCCAGAUGAUUAUUCGGCUCAACUCGGAUAUGCUGGUCCAACUGUGUCUCCCAUCGCUGCUGGAUACAUUGCCCCAGUCAACUCCUGGAAGAAAAAGGCUUCUGCUUAA
Molecule: messenger RNA, 348 nt
Organism: Hermetia illucens (black soldier fly)
Lineage: Eukaryota; Metazoa; Arthropoda; Insecta; Diptera; Stratiomyidae
Product: cuticle protein 12.5-like
Exons: 1
Coding region: 1-348 (115 amino acids)
Source: RefSeq, a predicted model, not a curated record